UAAGCUGUCCGUUCGAGAAAAUCCUUGCAGCUAGCUACUAAUUAACCUUGAUCGCCGUUCGACCUAGGUAGUGACGUGUCGACUCAGAAGUCAUCUUUCUCGCGGCCCUUGCUCCGUCGCCGUCGCACCACCCACCGAAAUUCCCCUCAGCGCACGCACGGAUAUCAUUAAGUCCGACACAGCGCAUUAGUCAAACUUCGGGCUCUUAGCAGUAGGUUGGUAAGCCAUGCAGCUGCACAAGGUUUGUGCGUCAGUACCGGCUGCUGCGCUUCCAUCACUCAGUCACCCACGCCAGUUAUCCUCGUUUGCAGCCAACCCAGUCCAACGCGUUGGAAUCUCCGUUACUAGACAACGCGUUACCAGUGUAUGCCGUGCGAGUCGGGAGCCAGACGCGGAGCGAUGGUCAGGGAUAGUCCUAGAAGACGAAGAAGAUUAUAACGAGAGAAGCUACAGUGCACCGAACUACAGUAAUAGUAACAGGUGGAGUAGCAACAACCGGAGCAACAGCAGGAGCAGCAGCAGCAGCAGCAGAAACAGAUUCGAUUGGUCGUGGCUUCCUAGGUUCGGCAAAGGUAGCAAUAAGGGAGGGAGAGGAGAGAGAGGAGGGAGCAGAGGGAGAGGAGGAGGAGGAUGGGGGGGAGGAGUAGGGGGAGGAAGAGGAGGAGGAAGAGGAGGAAGAGGAGGAGGAAGAGGAGGGGGAGGUAUAGGAGGCGUGGACACGGACUGGCUUGCGCCAUCAGCGGAGAACGCCCUUGCGGUGGUUCUCGCCGGGGUGUUUGCCUGCGCGCUGCUGUACCUCUCCUGGCAGGUCCUCGUGUCCACUAUAGUCAUCCUCGUUGCUUGCUUCAAGUACGUCUUCCUAGCUAUUGCUAUCAUAGCUGCCUUGUUAUUCGCCCUAUAAGGUUAGGUGAUUUUUUCUUGUGGAUACAGUGGAGGGGGGGGGGGGAGAAAGAGGAGGUGAAUGGGGGAAGAGGAGGAGAGGAGGCAUGGGAGGAGGAGGAAGAGGAGGGGGAGGUAUAGCCUUAUAUGAGGCAUGGACACUGAUUGGCUAGCGCCUUCAACAGAGAACGCCCUAGUGGUGGUUCUAGCCGGGGUGUUUGCCUGCGCUCUGCUCUACCUCUCCUGGCAGGUGCUUGUCUCCACUAUAGUCAUCCUUGUUGCUUGCUUCAAGUACGUCUUCCUAGCUAUUGCUAUCAUAGCUGCCGUGCUGUUCGCCCUGUGAUAUAAUAAUCAGACUGUAGGGUCUACACCACACCACACUACAACAGAGUGUAAACUGCAUUACACUAAAUUAUGAAGUGGAGA
This is a messenger RNA of Closterium sp. NIES-67, 1305 nucleotides long. NCBI's taxonomy places the organism in Eukaryota, Viridiplantae, Streptophyta, Zygnematophyceae, Desmidiales, Closteriaceae. The record is from the annotation of a GenBank genome assembly.